AUGACGAGCGCGGGCGGCGGCAGGCUGUGGUCGACGCCGCGGACGCCGCGUCGCCUCGGCUCCUCGUGCUCGAAGGCGAACCAUCGAGCCCAGUUAGGCGAGUCGAUGGCGAAGUGCGGUUCGGCGCGCUGCUCCAACGUUAGCAACGCCCGCCGGUGUCGUACCUCCUCCGCAUCGGCCCUCGCCAUCCGCGGCGCCGGCGGCACUGGGAUCCUCUCCGGAUCCAAAUGCCAGUCAUGCGGCAGCGUGACGUCGGGGUACGGCAGAGAUAAUUUUUCAAUCAAGUGCGACAUCGUCGUCUUCAAGAAGUCUCGCGCCCAAGAGGGACCGGCAGGGCCCGCUGCACCAAGGCCAGUCUCGGUGCUGCCAUCCGACCUGAACCGCCACCUCGGCGACCUCCUCGAGACCGGGAAGGGCGCCGACGUGGUGUUUGAGGUCGCCGGCCACAAGUUCUCCGCGCACCGCUGGCUGCUCGCGGCCCGGUCGCCGGUCUUCAAUGCGGAGCUCUUUGGUGCAAUGAAGGAGAGCGACAUCGCCGUCAGCGUGGUCCGCAUCGGCGACAUGGAGGCGGGGGUGUUCGAGGCUUUCCUCGGCUUCAUGUACACCGGCUCGCUGCCGGAGAUGGCAAAGGAGGAGGAAGACGCCAUGUACCAGCAUCUCCUUGUGGCCGCCGACAGGUAUAACAUGGAGAGGCUCAAGUUGAUUUGCGAAGACAAGCUGUGCAAGAGAAUUGAUGGGAGCACCGUGGCCAACGUGUUGGCGUUGGCUGAGCUUCACCACCGCCGUGAUCUCAAGGACGCAUGCUACGAAUUUCUCAGCACUCCUGCAAAUCUUACGGAGGCCAUGGCCACUGACGGUUCCGAGCAUCUGAGCACAAGCUGCCCUUCUGUUGUCAAGGAGCUGAUUGCCUUGUGCUCCGCACCUUAG
Triticum dicoccoides is the source of this 927-nucleotide messenger RNA. RefSeq names its product BTB/POZ and MATH domain-containing protein 1-like. Gene Ontology annotation, molecular function: protein binding. The transcript is spliced from 3 exons. The record is from RefSeq and is a predicted model, not a curated record. NCBI's taxonomy places the organism in Eukaryota, Viridiplantae, Streptophyta, Magnoliopsida, Poales, Poaceae. The coding region runs from base 1 to 927 and encodes 308 amino acids. Gene Ontology annotation, biological process: protein ubiquitination.